AUGUUCCGUGAGAAGGGGAUGGGUCUCGACACAAAGAAGCGUCAACUGUCCAUGGACAUGAACCUUUCCAGCCCUUACCUCCUUCCCCCAGGUCUUCAGAACUCACGCGAGUCCCUGAACUCUCUCGCGAAAACUCUCCACAACAACGAGGAUCCCUACCGCCCUGUCGCUCAGUAUGCCAACAGCGACGUUGGCUCGAUCCGAUCCUUCAAGCCCGAUGGCGCGUCAGUCUAUAGCCGCUCGGCGAGCCAGAAACGCGGUUCCAACAUGACAAGUCGUACUGCCAUGACGAACAUCACUCUUCCCCCCAGACAAAAUUCUUUGCCUAAGCCGCCUGGUACUCCCGUCGACCCUUUCGCUACGCCUAAGUCCAGGUCUGGAUCUCCGGCCCCGGAGAUCCUCUCGCCAGCUGUCGCGUCGCCCACCUCACCCGCCAUUAGAAGCCCUCUUAUCGCCGAGCCUAUCAUCCCUCAAAUCGAGACCGUGCCUUACCCCGACGACAGGAACAGAGGGGCUCUUCCUCAGAUUCCCGAUCUGCCGGAACCCGCUCCUGUUGCCUUUAAAGGCCUUCCCGCCAACCCGCGGCCUCCUGCAGCCAACCCUCCUGUCCCCGAAGCCCGGGCGGCGGACACCGCUCCUUCUGUGGCUGAACUCCCUGCCACCGAAAAGGCGGAGCAGGCCCAGGCCCCGGCCCCUCCGGCUAUUGGCCUUGGUCUUGACGAUAUGAGCUUCCCCACUCACUCUCACCGCUUGUCACCCCCUGCUGGUGGUACCCUUCCCUCAAGCCCCCGGCCCCAAAAGGAGGGAGCUCCAUCGACUCUUCCAGCCAUCGUACCCGAGGAGACGUAUGCUUAUAAUGACCCUUACGACCAAAACGACUAUGAGGAUGAGGAACGAGGUCGGUCUCAACGUCGUUCUGUGGAAGUGAACGACUACCGCGAAUCUCGCCAACUCGGCAUCCCGGCUCAAGACAACAAGAGACUUUCAGUCGGCUUCCGCCCGCUUCCACCGGACGAGGUUAUGGAGUCUGAAGACCCCGAAGAGCGCGCCAACAGAAUCAGAUCCUUCUAUAAGGAGUACUUCGAUCCUGACAACCCAGGGGCAGGUGGUCAUCAACCCCCACCUCCGAUGCCUCCCAUGGGUCCUCCCCGAGGCCGAGGCCCUCCUCCGGGUCAACCUCAGUACUAUGAGGACGUCGAUCCGAGCUUUAUGGGUGGUCCGGGAGGCGAUCCCUACUUUGACCCCGAGACGAACUCGUUCGUUAUGCCAUACGCUCAGCCUGUUACUCGUCGUGCGAUGACACCGCCGCCUAGCGGCGCCCGUUUCCGCGGCCCUCCCCCUCCAAGAGUCAUGUACGGCUCAAUGGGUGGUCGUAUGGCCAGCCCCGGUCCCAGAGGAAGAGGACCACCCCCGCCACGCGCGGGAUCGGCCAUGUCUAGCCGUCUUGGGCCUUCUCGACGAGGCUCCGAUAUGUCCAGCCAAUACACCACUAGACCCGGCUCGUCGGUGUCGAACCGAAUGGGACCUCCGAGACAGAAGCCCAAGGGACCUCCACCUGCAGAUCUUACCACCUUGCCUAACCCGUCGAAGCUCAAGGAUGACGCUUUUGCCAUUAUGAACCCCCUCGACUUUGCUCCUCCCGAGAGCUUUGCCAGCCGUGCUCGUGGUCGCUCUCAGAGUCCUGCAGGAGAGCGGCGACCUUACGUGCAACCGAAGGUUGCUCACACGCCGUUGGUCAGCAGCUUCGAGGAGAUGGCUGCUAUGCCUAGCCCGCACAUGUUGCGCAAAUCAGGAACCUUUACGGCUCUUGACUUCGCUCCUCCUCGCAAGUUCAAGGACGCGGACAACAUGAGCGAUGCCGGCAGCAUCCGCAGCAACCGCAGUGGCAUCUCGGCGGUCAACCAAGCCGCUAUCCGAAGCGGUGCCGGCAGAGUCAGCCGACUGCCCGGCGACACGGUCUUCCAGACGGCCGCCCUUCAGGACCAGCUGAAGCCGCAAUGGGGCAUGCGCCAGUAA
This is a messenger RNA of Colletotrichum truncatum, 2016 nucleotides long. RefSeq lists its product as uncharacterized. The record is from RefSeq and is a predicted model, not a curated record. Lineage: Eukaryota; Fungi; Ascomycota; Sordariomycetes; Glomerellales; Glomerellaceae.